This is a messenger RNA of Fonsecaea multimorphosa CBS 102226, 933 nucleotides long. RefSeq lists its product as uncharacterized. The record is from RefSeq and is a predicted model, not a curated record. The transcript has 2 exons. Lineage: Eukaryota; Fungi; Ascomycota; Eurotiomycetes; Chaetothyriales; Herpotrichiellaceae. The coding region runs from base 1 to 933 and encodes 310 amino acids.
AUGCCUCGAACCGAUAUCUCCUUCAAGACCUUCGACGGAGUGACCCUUCGCGGGUGGUUCUUCACCCCUGAGUCGUCCACCAGCGGCUCUUCAACAGCUACGAAACUCCCAUGCCUUAUUCUCACCCACGGCUUGUCGUGCAUCAAGGAAAUGGGCCUGUCAGAGCUCGCCACCAAGUUCGCCGAGGAACUACACAUCACCUGCCUCGUUUACGACCAUCGAGGAUUCGGCGCCUCCGACGUCGUGCCAGGCCAGCCUCGGCAGGAGGUCAUCACCUGGCUGCAGAGCAAUGACAUGCGGGACGCCAUCACAUACGUGCAAACCAGGGCGGAAGUCGAAAAGUCGAAGAUUGCGCUGUGGGGAUAUUCCCUCUCCGCGGCCGAGGCAGUGUAUGUCGCUGCAAUUGAUCGACGGGUCAAAGCGGUGGUCGCGCUGGGGCCGGGCAUGGAUGGCACCGAGAUCGUGAGGAGAAUGGCACCGCCCCAUGCCAUGUUGGUCAUGCAGACCAUGUUUGAAAUGGACCGUCUCGCGCAGGCCGAGGGCAAGGAUCCGAUCAAGGUGCCCGUCGUGAGCAACGAGCCUGGGGUGCAGGCGACGUUGCCGAGUCAGGAGUCGUGGAACUUCUUCUCCAAAUGGGAGAACAGCGGGUCGACUUGGAAGAAUGAGUUGACACUGCGAACACUUGACGACAUCUCUACGUUCGCGCUCCCCGUAUCACAUCUCGACAAGGUGACUCCGACGCCCGUCCUCUUUGAAGUAGCCGCGAGGGAUACCAACAGUCCUCCCGACAUGACCAUGAGGUGGUACGCGAAGCUGAGCGAGCCGAAGGAAGUCGUUCUGGUGGAUGCGGAUCAUUAUGAGUUGAUGGGUUCGGCGAGAGAUAUGUUACAUCCUAAGGAAGUGGCAUUUCUCAAGAGAACGAUUUGUUCGUGA